Acanthochromis polyacanthus (spiny chromis) is the source of this 2406-nucleotide messenger RNA. It is a transcript of the gene arfrp1, whose product is annotated as ADP-ribosylation factor related protein 1. Gene Ontology annotation, molecular function: GTP binding; GTPase activity. Bases 273 to 878 code for a protein of 201 amino acids. The transcript is spliced from 7 exons. The record is from RefSeq and is a predicted model, not a curated record. Gene Ontology annotation, cellular component: Golgi apparatus. Lineage: Eukaryota; Metazoa; Chordata; Actinopteri; Pomacentridae. Gene Ontology annotation, biological process: protein localization to organelle; intracellular protein transport; Golgi to plasma membrane protein transport.
AUAAUCCCCUCCUUCGUGCUUCCUGGUUAGAUUACACGUAGCAUCACUGCUGUCUGUGUUUAGAUCCGCAGGGAGAUCUGAACACACACUUAAUUCAUGUAUGUAAGGUUGUUGGUCACUCAUGUGAACGUGUACGUGUACUUUAACUAGAAUGACGUGACAGCGGCGCCCCUUGCCGUCUUUGAUGUCAUAUGUAAGCUAAGCUAAGUUAGCGUGCUAACUCAGCGUUAGCGCAGCUAGCAGAUAGUUGUGUCGUUUGCCAUUUUUACAAGAUGUAUACUUUAUUGUCUGGAUUAUAUAAGUAUAUGUUCCAGAAGGAUGAAUACUGUGUGUUGAUCCUGGGACUGGAUAAUGCCGGGAAAACGACCUUCCUGGAACAAACCAAGACAAAGUUCAGUAAGAACUACAAGGGAAUGAAUUUGUCAAAGAUCACGACUACAGUUGGUUUGAACAUUGGAACGAUCGAUGUGGGAAAAGCUCGUCUGAUGUUCUGGGAUCUGGGAGGUCAGGAGGAGCUUCAGUCUCUGUGGGACAAAUACUACGCUGAGUCCCAUGGAGUGAUCUAUGUGAUAGAUUCCACUGAUGAAGAGCGCCUGUCAGAAUCUAAGGAGGCCUUUGAGAAAAUGAUCAGCAGCGAGGCUCUGGAAGGCGUUCCUCUCCUGGUACUCGCCAACAAGCAAGACGUACCGAACUGUCUGUCAGUGCCGGACAUUAAGACAGCCUUCAGCGACUGUGCCCCGAAGAUCGGCAAGCGUGACUGUUUAGUCCAGCCGUGUACGGCCCUCACAGGGGACGGAGUGAACGAAGGCAUUGAGUGGAUGGUGAAGUGUGUGGUCAGGAACAUCCACCGGCCGCCCAGACAGAAGGACAUCACAUAAUCACAACCAUCAUCACCUCCUGGUGUGAUUUGGACUGGAACUUUCUCCUAAAGGACAUUCCGUGUAAACCCUGGAGCCGAUGACUCUCCUCAUGUUUCCUGUGACGUUGAACGGCUUGGAUUUCUACUUUUAGAGUGCAGCAGUAUUUUAUCACCAAGCAUAACUCCACAUCUGCCUCUUUGCACUUGCUGUGGUUUCUUCUGCUUCUUCAGACUGAGCUGCUGCCUGUACGGACCUCCACUGACACCUUCUCACAUAAAAUACACACAGCUUUCAUAAAGGGUUACCUGUUUUUUAUCUAAUUCACGGAGCAAUGUUCAGUUCACAUUUUUAGUUGGAAUGGAAGAAAACGAUCCUCUUGUGUCAACAGAUAGUAAUACUGCAGCAGCAGCUGUGUUUCAGACAGGAACAGAAGCUUUUGGAGUGUGUUGUGUUGGUUGGUCAAUCUUUUACUCUUUUUCACCACAUCUGCUCAUUCGCUGUCACAUCAGCAGUUCAGCCUGUCGUCCCUUCCCAGCAUUCAGUGUUUGGUCAGACUCUUUGUGCUGUUUGUGUCGUCUGAAUGAGUGGAGAGCAGUUCUACCUUGUCCUGUGACUUCAACACUGUUUCUGUGACUCUGUGAGGUCAAUCAGGACACGACCCCAACCCCAUAAACACAAUAUAAACAGCACAGCGCCUCUGCUGGCAGGAAGGACAGAAGGGAUGCCACAAACUAUUAGUAGUUCUGACACACAUGGAAAUGAGAGUACCAGCAUUAGCCAGAAACCACAAGUAUGUCCAAAUACAUGUAUGUGUGAAUUAGUCCAACAUUCUGAUCUGAAGUGAGCCUGGAACCAUCAUGGAGCUGAUUUGUUUGAUCUGCAGAAGAGCCUCUGUAGAAGAGGCUGGAGUGGAGAGAGGAUUUCUGGAGAAGGCCUCAGUGUACAGAUACGGCUCAGAAGAUAUCUCUAAAUGUGUGACUUUGAUCAACGGCAUUAGUUUGAUUCUCCACAGAACGAGGGUUCUGUUUUUACUUGUCAACAUGUUUCAAGCUAUUGUAGUGUCAUAUUAUGGAUUUACAGCUACGAUAGCAUGAGCACCUGUUGGACAGAUGAGUAGAAAUCAGUCUGAUGAGUUCUUCUGUUCUAACAUGGAGAUCUAAAACUCAUGUGGUCCAUGUUUUGGAGGAAAAGGAGAGUAGCUACUGUAAGUCCAGUGCUGUAUAUUGUUGUGUGUUUGUGUUGCUUUGCUCAGUGAAGCUCCAUGCAGGAACCCAACAGUCCUUCCAGAUGUGUGCUCUUCUCUGCAGCCUUUGGCCUCUGUAAAUUAUCCAUAGUUGGGUUUCUUACUGAUUUAGUUUGACUUACUCUGGAAAUGUUAAAAUGCAUAAUUUGUGGAGACACUACAGGUGGCUGGGUAACUGGAUAUGAACUCUACGAAGCCUGAAUGCACAAAGUGUGCUGAAUGGAUGCAUGAAGUACGAACCUUCUGCCAGUCACAUCAACUGUGUUAAACAGGUUGUUAUAAUAAAACUCUCAGUUCAACAAA